AUGGACUCCAUACCUGCGGGGCGAGACUCCAGCUCCUCGCCAAGCUCCAAACAAGAACUUUCCUACACCAGCACAAACCUCAAGCCCAACCAGGUCGGUGAGACGGUGCUGUACGGAAUACCCAUCGUGUCACUGGUGAUAGAUGGCCAGGAGAGACUUUGUCUUGCACAGAUUUCCAAUACCCUGUUGAAGAAUUACAGCUAUAACGAAAUACACAACCGGCGCGUGGCACUUGGGAUCACCUGCGUCCAGUGCACCCCUGUCCAGCUGGAGAUCCUGCGGCGAGCCGGGGCAAUGCCAAUUUCCUCAAGGCGCUGUGGGAUGAUAACUAAACGUGAGGCCGAGAGACUUUGCAAAUCAUUUCUUGGAGCUCACUCGCCUCCAAAACUUCCAGAAAAUUUCGCAUUCGAUGUGUCCCACGAAUGCGCCUGGGGGAGUCGAGGUAACUUCAUUCCGGCUAGAUACAACAGCUCCAGGGCCAAGUGCAUCAAGUGCUCCUAUUGUAACAUGUAUUUUUCUCCAAAUAAAUUUAUAUUUCAUUCGCAUCGCACGCCGGAGUCGAAGUACACACAGCCAGACGCAGCUAAUUUUAAUUCUUGGAGGCGGCAUCUCAAAUUAUCAGAUAAAAACUCACCGGAUGAGAUAGCACACGCAUGGGAAGAUGUGAAGGCCAUGUUCAAUGGUGGCAGUCGCAAGAGGACGUUGCCCUCGAGUGGGUCAGAGUCCACCUCUUCGUUAAAAUCACAGGGGCCCAACCUUCCCCGAGAAUCACCAGAGAUCCCUGCAAAAAUCCUGCGCUGCGAGGAUAACCGGGGAGGCAUGAACAUAACGAGCACACGUAGCUACCCUGUCAUCCCCGUGCCUAGCAAGGGCUUUGGGAUGCUUCAAAAGAUCCCACCGCCGCUCUUCCCGCAUCCAUACGGUUUCCCAGCCUUUGGCCUGUGCCAGAAGAAAGAAGACGGCAUGAUGGGAGAGCAGAGCAAGCCCGGCCUGUCAGGUGUCCUCUGGCCAGGUACCAAGGACAGCGCCUAUCACUCCUUCCCUAUGUUUUGGCCCACAGCAGGCGGCCUGCCCAUGCCCCCGUACUCCCAGUCUCAGCAUAAAGCCCCUUCGGAGCUCCUGUGCCCAUCUAGACAAAACGACAUGGACCUAUCUGAGCACAGUGACAGGAGCACUAACACCUCAAAAGACAGCUUGGUUGACAAUGAGCGAUGCUCCAGCACCCAGUCCACGCGUAACGAUGAGGAAAAGUCAGGGGAUGAAGCGAGGCCGAUGGAGGGGAUGAGCCUCACACCCCGGAAAAUCAGCUACGUGUCUGCAUUUAGACCUGUCAUUAAAGACGCUGACUGUAUUGCCAAGCUGUACGGCAACAGAGGCGCUUAUAACGGAUGUCGCACCGGCUACUUAUCACCCGAUUUUCUAAGUGAGAGCUCCAGCUACAGAUCCAUGUCUCCUUGUGUGGACAGCGAGGGCGAACCAGACGUGGAUGUGGAGACAAACAAGACCCCAGAGGACGAGGACUCACGCCCUCUGUCCUCGGCAUGUCCUCGGACUCCUCCGGGCCUGGCACACAGUGUUUCACCCAGUGAUGCAGACUCCAAGACUAUGCAGGCCAGUCUUGCUGAUUCCCAGAAGAUGAGCUUACAUGUGGCCCAGCCUUCAGAAAGAGAACUACAAAGCAAGCAGCUAUCAGAGGCCCAUAUGGCCGCAUCUUUCACUGAAGUGUAUACACCGGAGAGGGGUGAGCUGCAACAAAGGAGCACUUCGUAUCAGUUCAGACCGGCAAAUUACCAGAGUGGACUGCUUACAUCAAAUGAUGAAAGUGCAAGUAAAGAGGAGCCGUCUUCCACUGUGGAAGAGAUUGAAACGAAAUCUUUUAUUGAGCAAGGCAACGAGGAUAACCAGCGAGAGCCGGAUGAGGGCGAGGAGGCGACAGCCAGGACUCCACCAGUACAAAAAGACAUAGAAACCCUGGCAAAAGAGGAACUGCAGAAACAGCUGUUGGAGCAAGUUGAACUGAGGAAAAAGUUGGAACGUGAGUUUCAAAAUUUAAAAGAUAAUUUUCAAGAUCAAAUGAAAAGGGAACUUUCCUACAGGGAGGAAAUGGUUCAGCAGCUUCAUAUCGUCAGAGAAGCUCACGACGCAUUACAUCAUUUCUCCUGUAAGAUGUUAACUCCGCGCCACUGCGCUGGGACCUGCUCCUUCAAAUCUCCCCUGCUACCACCGUAA
Molecule: messenger RNA, 2229 nt
Organism: Myripristis murdjan (pinecone soldierfish)
Lineage: Eukaryota; Metazoa; Chordata; Actinopteri; Holocentriformes; Holocentridae
Gene: skor1b
Product: SKI family transcriptional corepressor 1b
Exons: 7
Coding region: 1-2229 (742 amino acids)
Biological process (GO): negative regulation of BMP signaling pathway; negative regulation of transcription by RNA polymerase II
Cellular component (GO): cytoplasm; nucleus; transcription regulator complex
Molecular function (GO): RNA polymerase II cis-regulatory region sequence-specific DNA binding; SMAD binding; DNA-binding transcription factor activity, RNA polymerase II-specific
Source: RefSeq, a predicted model, not a curated record